AUGACUUCUAUAAGGGAGGUUUCUCUUGAUUCAAAUAACUUCACUGCCAUAAUACCUUCAAGUCUAUGGACUCUCAAAGACAUUUUAAAGCUGAACUUGUCUUCUAAUUUCUUCAAUGGUUCUCUACCGCUAGAAGUUGGAAACCUCAAGGCUGCAAUACUUCUGGAUCUUUCCUGGAACCAAAUCUCAGGAAACAUUCCUAGUACAUUAGGAAGUCUACAGAGAUUGACUCAACUGUUUUUGGCUCAUAACAGAAUUGAAGGAUCUAUUCCUGAGACAUUUGGAGGGCUCAAAUCUUUGGAAGUAUUGGAUCUUUCGUAUAAUAAUUUGUCUGGUGUGAUCCAAAAAUCUUUGGAGGCACUUAAGUAUCUUCACUCUUUUAAUGUCUCAUUUAACAGGUUACACGGAGAAAUUCCGAAUGAAGGACCUUUUGUUCAUCUCCCUUACCAGUCUUUCAUGUCGAAUGAAGGAUUGUGUGGUAACUCUCAACAUCAUGUCCCAACUUGUCCUUCUAAUUCAAAGAAUCGUUCUAGUUCAAAGAAAAGGAGACUGAUGUGGAUUGUUCUUGCAUCUUCACUUAUCCUUGUAAUAGUGCUUGCUUCAGCAAUAGUUUUCAUAUUGAUGAGAUGUCGGCGUAAAGCAGUCAACGCUGAAGAUGAGUCGUUGCCUGAGGUAGCACCACAAAGAAUUUCUUACUAUGACCUUCAAAGAGCAACUCAGGGCUUUGAUGGAAAUAACUUUGGAAAUAACUUGCUAGGUAGUGGAAGUUUUGGUUCUGUUUAUAAAGGGACAUUGGCAGAUGGGAUGAUAGUGGCUGUCAAAGUUUCAAUGUACAGAUGGAAGGAAGAAUCCAUUGCUCAUACUACAACCUUUGCCACAAUCGGUUACAUUGCUCCAGAGUAUGGUAUGGAAGGCCUUGUAUCCAAGAGGUCUGAUGUUUAUAGUUAUGGCAUCAUGUUGCUGGAAACUUUUACAAAGAAGAAAUCUAAUGAUGAAAUGUUCGUGGGAGACUUGAAUUUGAGAAGUUGUGUGCAUAAUUUGCUUCCUGAUGAGUUGGAUCAAAUUAUAGAUGCUGACUUACUAACAGUAGAUGAAGAGAACUUAAGUCGAAAGAUGCAAUGUGUGGCAUCCAUCAUAGAGUUAGCCAUGAAUUGCACAGCUAAUAUUCCAGUGGAAAGGAUGAACAUGAUUGAUGUUGUAGCAGCACUGAAAAAGAUCAAACAAAAGCUUUCUUCCUGUUAUUGA
Nicotiana tabacum (common tobacco) is the source of this 1245-nucleotide messenger RNA. NCBI's taxonomy places the organism in Eukaryota, Viridiplantae, Streptophyta, Magnoliopsida, Solanales, Solanaceae. The record is from RefSeq and is a predicted model, not a curated record.